This is a messenger RNA of Electrophorus electricus (electric eel), 993 nucleotides long. Its product is annotated as trace amine-associated receptor 13c-like. The record is from RefSeq and is a predicted model, not a curated record. Gene Ontology annotation, biological process: G protein-coupled receptor signaling pathway. Gene Ontology annotation, cellular component: membrane. NCBI's taxonomy places the organism in Eukaryota, Metazoa, Chordata, Actinopteri, Gymnotiformes, Gymnotidae. Gene Ontology annotation, molecular function: trace-amine receptor activity.
UCAAUGAAUUUUACUGCAGUAAACCAAACUGAUGACUGUUUCUAUUAUACCUGUCCAGAGAGAUCUCUGUCUACUGCAGUUUAUGUGUUAUUGUGUAUGUCUUUAACAAGUGUUGUUUUGGUGACUGUGUGUGGAAACCUGAUUAUCAUCAUCUCUGUGUGUCACUUCAAGCAGCUCCACACACCCACUAACAUGCUCAUCCUCUCUCUGGCUGUGUCGGAUUUUCUGAUUGGAGUUUUUGUGAUGCCACCAGCAUUACUUCAACUGAUUGAAUCAUGUUGGAUUUUUACAAGAGUUUUCUGUGCAUUGUAUUUGUUAACUGGUUAUUUUUUCACAAGUGUAUCUAUAUAUAAUGUUGCCCUCAUUGCUGUUGAUCGGUAUUUUGCUCUCUCUAACCCUUUCCUGUACACUAAAACAGUUUCAGUGAGCAUAAUGUGCAUUGUGGUUUUAUGUAACUGGGGUGUGUGGCUGUCAUAUAAUAUAACAUUGCAGUACCCAAAUUUCAAGUCUAUAGGUAGGGCAGUGUGUUCAAGAGGAUGCUUUCAUGUGCUAAAUGAUGUCUGGUCUGUAGUUGAUAUUCUUUUGAGUUUUGUUUUUCCACUUUCUGUAAUAAUCAUUUUGUAUACUCUAGUGUUUUUUAUUGCCAAGAAACAUGUCACUGCUAUUAGAGAGCUUAAAAGUCACACCAGGACUCAGACUUCAAAGAACAUGACACACUCAAUGAAAUCUGAGAGAAAAGCAGCCAAAGUUCUUGGCAUUUUAGUGUCUGUGUUUGUGGCCUGUUUACUUCCAUACUUUCUUUAUAGUGUAUUAGGUAGUGUAGUAGAAAUUGAAGAAGAGUCAUUACACAAAUUCUUCUUGUUGCUUUACCUUAAUUCAGCCAUCAAUCCAGUGAUUUAUGCUUUGUUUUACCCAUGGUUUAGGAAAUCUGUUAAAGUAAUUUUAACUCUUCGGAUAUUGUCCACUGAUUCUUCAUUGAUACAUAUUCUUUGA